CGAGGAAAGAAAACCAUAAGAUCUUGCACAUGGCGUGUGUUGGCGGUCUAUCAGCAGGCCAAUCAUUACUAACCAAACACUCAAUACCUUUUACUUCGUCUCCCGUGGGUUUUUCAAGAAACAGGGUAGGGAGGCGCUUUUGUUCAGUAAGAGCGGAGACCAUGGCCACUGAGAAACUGGGAAUCAAGAUCGAGAGGAACCCUCCCGAGUCCAAGCUCACCCAACUUGGUGUCAGAAAAUGGCCAAAGUGGAGUUGCCCCCCAAGUAAAUUCCCAUGGACAUUCGAUACUAAAGAGGCCUGCUAUCUGCUUGAAGGAAAAGUGAAAGUUACUCCUGAUGGGUCUUCCGAGUCAGUCGAGAUAGGUGCUGGUGAUUUUGUGGAAUUCCCAAAAGGAAUGAGCUGCACUUGGGAUGUCUCAGUAGGUGUCGAUAAGCAUUAUAAUCUGGGCUAGUGACGAACUGAAGCCUUUUGCCGCAUAUUCCAGUAUAUGUUGGAUCAAGUAACCUGAUAGUCUUCUUCCAAUGCCAUUGACUAUUGAAUCUAUCUGGCAUUACUUCUGUGUAAAGUGAUGAAACAUGGUUUGAAAGUUUUGCUACUAGUUACUAGUUUUUGUUA
Corylus avellana is the source of this 616-nucleotide messenger RNA. RefSeq names its product RmlC-like cupins superfamily protein. The record is from RefSeq and is a predicted model, not a curated record. NCBI's taxonomy places the organism in Eukaryota, Viridiplantae, Streptophyta, Magnoliopsida, Fagales, Betulaceae.